CCAGAUCAUCGAAUUAUCGAUUAUCCCUUGCUUGCUUCAUAUCAUCAUCAAUCUAUAGCUAAGCUGCCGAGGAGCAUAGAUCGCGCAAACCACUCAUUACGAUUCUAAAUCGCUUGUCAUCUAACCUUAGCCAAGUAUUCAAGCCUAUCAUAUUCCUUGCUCGUUCACUCCGGCCGGCAUGACUCAAACGCCGAUUGAAUCCUUUGUCAGUGUCGCCGACUCAUUCCCUCCUCCGUCGCUGUCCUUUGGUCCCCAUGCCAGCAGAUUCGUCCCAUAACCCACAAGCCCGGAGAAAUUCCAGAAAGCAUGCCAGUGAAGAUGACAUAGAUGUUCGUAGAGCUAGGGGGGAGGUUUCCUGUGCGGAAUGUCGACGGUACUUCUGUUUUUCGCUGCCGAACAUACUCCUACUGAAGGGGUCGAUAGACUCAAGCUGAAAUGUGACAAAAAGCUUCCCUGCAGCAGCUGUGUCCGGCGAGGUGUACAUAGUAUAUGCCCGAAUGGCAAAAUGGCGGCUGGCCAAGGCACUCGUUUUGUGCUAGCCGAUACUUCUCAGUUACAUACUAAGAUUACCGAAAUGGGUCAGCGGAUUCGUCAACUAGAAGACGCUCUUGCGAUAUCUCACUCCGGAAUAUCUAAUGAACCGCAUCCUCUACUUCGUGAUGAGCUUCUAUCCAUUAAAUUUGGUCCUGAGAAUGGCACCACAUCUCGAGCACCUCCCUCUCGCGAUCCGUCUGUAGAAUCCAUUGAUGCUUUCGGGACGCUCACUAUCUUUGAUAGAGACCUGUCAAAAUACUUUGGUCGCUCAGCAGGAUCAGAGACAUUACUGCUGGCAGGUGCCGAAAUGGAACCCAGCUGGAUUCCUGACGACGACCAAUCAUCUUCAUCCAUGUUGACUCAAGAUAUCUUGCGACUUUCUAAUCUUUUUCCGAUGUGUGCAGAAGCAAACAGCGAAAAAACAAUGGACAUACUCUUUUCCCAUCUUCCUGAGCAACCUCGAGCAUGGGCACUUUGUGAAACUUAUUUGGAGCAAGGAGCAUGGCAAUUCCAGCCAAUUCGACGCGAUGAACUUAUUGAUGACAUACUCGUACCUAUAUAUCGAUCCCGAAAAGAAAGAGCUUCCUCUGACUCGAAUCAACCCCAUGUCAUAUCUCCCCACCGGUUGGCUUCUCUAUAUAUCGUCUUCGCUAUAGGCGCCUUGGUUGAUCUUACUUUGGAUCCAUACAGCUCUGAAGCUGAAAGUUUUGCUUUGCUAUGUCGCGCAGCAAUAUCCCUGCGUUCCGUUUUUGACUCUCCUGAAAUCUGUACAGUGCAAACAAUUGCUCUGUUAGCCCAUUAUCAAACAUUUGCCGGAAAAAGGUAUACGCUCGAUGCUGCGUGGACUGUCAUGUCUCUAGCUGCAAAACUUGCUCAAAGCAUUGGUCUUCAUCGCGAUGGUUCUCGAUGGGACUUUGAUGCUAAGACUGUUGACCGACGAAGGUCUUUGUUUUAUGAACUUUUUUGCUCGGAACAGUUUCAUAGUCUAGCAAUAGGUCGUCCUCCAGCUUUACGGCCGUCUUAUGUUGACUGUGAAUUUCCCACUGACGAUGUACCUAUGAUGGACGAAGAAGGAAAACUACAAAUGGGAUAUUUUCAAUGGAAGUAUGAAUUCUGCAGGGACAUAUUAGCUCAAGUCCUCGAACUCACCCUGACCGCUGAUAUACCAAGCUAUCAAACCAUACUUGAUUUGGAUCGUAAAGUACGGGAAAAGACUCUUCCUGCUCACCUCAAUGUCUUCAUGAGCGCGGAAGACGAACACUGUACACCGGCGGCAUACAUGCGUCGUUGCAAUUUGGGGCAAUAUCGAUCGGUCACACUUUUAUUCCUCCAUCGUAGUUUCUUUGCUCAGGCGAUGCUUGAUCAUCCCGUGAACCCUCUGCGUAGUCCAUAUGCACCCUCGUUCCUUGCAGCGUACCGGUGUGCAUCGGGAGUGAUCAAGUCCUCUCUAAAUCAUUAUGACAGAUUUCCGGACUUGUGCCGCCGCUGGUGGAAUGUAGGGUCCCAACUAUUUUCUGCGGCAAUCAUCGUCGGGUCCAUUGUGACGCGCUCUCCGUCAUCUGCGAUGGCUCCAAAUGCUUUUAUAGAGCUAGGACUGGCUUGUGAUUUGUUCGAGAAAUGUAACUCUGAUUCUCGUCGUUCCCGUAGUGGUCUAGCAAUUCUCAACAGAUUACGAGACAAAGCUUUCCAGAUAUUCUCACAACUUCGGAGUGGUACCUCGCCAAUUCCCAGUUCGCUGUCUGUUGGCCGCGAUUAUGGGGACGAUGAACUCGCUCUCUUCGGUGGCCAAACAAGAGUAUUAUUCAGCAAACUCUUGUUGCUUCAACGCAGCAAGCAGAAGAAUCAAACUGAAUCUUUUGUAAAUACUCCCAUCUCAACGUCAGAUUCUGACUCGCCUGCCCCAAGCGAUGCUACCGAUUCCAAAGAUAACUCUCCUGAAACCCUACCCGACGUGCAUCCUUCCCUUGUUGAAUACAUCUCUUUGCUCCCCCCUUCCCAACAUCCACGGUCUCCGCCCCCUGAAUCAGCAAUGGAACAGUUCUACACAAACCCAUUUGCGCAGACGAGCUUCCCAAAUUCUCAAAUGCAAAAUCUCUUGAUAUCUCUCCCCGAUGUACCUUCCCAAGUUUCCAAUGAACAAAGUUUUCCGCGAUUUUUUUCUGAUUUGGGAGACUUUUCAAUGGGAACAUUUACUGCAGAGCCAACUGUGAUGAAUGGCACCGCGAAUGCUGGCGAUCUUAUGAACUUGGAUCUCAUGAUGACGGACUCUGGUAUCGAUCAACAGUGGAGGUCGUUUAUGAGAGAUUCGGGACUCUUAGACCAGGGGCCGAGUUCUUAAUAUUCGGAUUAAAAUAGAUUUUUUGUAGCCAAGAUGUUGCUUGUACUUCUGCCGCACUUGUAUCAAUACCUUUAUACUUAAACAUCAGAUAAUUCUGUUCCUUU
Molecule: messenger RNA, 2976 nt
Organism: Lentinula edodes (shiitake mushroom)
Lineage: Eukaryota; Fungi; Basidiomycota; Agaricomycetes; Agaricales; Omphalotaceae
Product: fungal-specific transcription factor domain-containing protein
Exons: 17
Coding region: 365-2872 (835 amino acids)
Biological process (GO): DNA-templated transcription
Molecular function (GO): zinc ion binding; DNA binding
Source: RefSeq, a predicted model, not a curated record